ACCAUUUCAUUUUCUUCGGCACUAAGGGUUUAGGGGCACGCGCCUUCUCGAUCGCCCUCUCUUUCUCUGCCUUGCCGUAUCAUUUUCCCUUUACUUCCCCCAAGAAUAAUCAAAAUCAUCUCCGGUGGAUCAGAUCCUCCGAUCAAUCCAACCUACCCAAAUCAAUUUUCCCCAAUUUCCCAAUCCUCAAUCUCUAUGCUAUGGUACCGUCGCCGUCCCACUCCGAUCCCUCGCCGCCCAAUCCUCAAAUAAUCCAACAAUUCCUCAGCUCCGUCCUCUCUCAGCGGGGCCCCUCCGCCCUUCCCUACUCUGAAGACACCAAGUGGCUGAUCCGCCAGCACUUGGUGGCUCUCACCACCGCCUUCCCCUCGUUGGUCCCUCGUACUGCGAGUUUCACUCACAACGAUGGCCGCUCCGUCAACCUUCUCCAGUCCGAUGGAACUGUUCCCAUGUCGUUUCAAGGCGUUACCUACAACAUUCCGGUUGUUAUUUGGCUCAUGGAGUCGUAUCCUCGACACCCCCCUUGUGUUUACGUGAACCCAACUCGGGAUAUGAUCAUCAAACGCCCUCAUCCUCAUGUUAAUCCCUCCGGUAUGGUCUCCAUCCCUUAUUUACAAAAUUGGAUUUAUCCGAGCUCUAAUUUGGUUGAAUUGGUUCGUAAUUUGAGCGUUAUGUUUGGUCGCGACCCACCGCUUUAUUCUCAACGGAGACCGAAUCCUAGCCCUAGCCCUAGCCCUAGUCCUUCUCCGAGUCCUAGUUCUAGUUUUGGGCGUAAUAGUGUUAAUUCUUCGAUUGCUUCUAAUAUGGGGGUUGCCGCUUUCCCACGCCCUGCAAUUCCGCCGAGGGCUUACCCACCGUCGCCGUAUGGUAGCGGUAAUGAUAUUGCUUCUAUUGCGCGUAUGCAGCCUCAUACGGAAGAUCCUAAUGAAGUCUUUAAACGAAAUGCGAUUAAUAAGCUUGUGGAGAUGGUGCAUAAUGAUAUUGUGGGGUUAAGAAAGACUAGGGAGGCUGAAAUGGAAGGACUUUUUAGUGCACAGGGAGUGUUGAGACAGAGAGAGGAGGAUCUAAACAAAGGUUUGAAAGAGAUGCAAGAUGAGAAAGAGGCUUUAGAGCAGCAACUGCAGAUGGUUUUGAUGAACUCUGAUGUUUUGGAAGCUUGGUUAAGGGAGAAUGAGGGUAAGAUUAGCAGUGAUUUCAAUGCCGACGACGCGUUUGAAUGUGUUGAUGUGCUUUCAAAGCAAGUGCUUGAGUGUACUGCUUCAGACUUGGCAAUAGAAGAUGCUAUAUAUUCCUUGGAUAAGGCUGUGCAGGAUGGAGCAAUCCAAUUCGAUCAGUAUUUAAGGAAUGUGAGGUUGUUGUCACGAGAGCAGUUUUUUCACCGGGCUACCGCUGCCAAAGUCAGAGCUUCUCAAUUGCAAGCUCAAGUUGCUAACAUGGCUUCCCGGAUUUCUCAGUAUUCUAAUGGCUGAAAUAUUGUGGCAAUUUUCCCCUUUAGAGCUCUGCUGCCUUUAUAUGGUGCGCAGCAAUGCACUGCUUGAUUUCUGCUAUUUGGAUGGCCUUUCAAGGGGGUAUUACAGGAAGGUUAGAAUUUUGUGAAUUUUUCCUUCUUUUUUAGUUCUCCAUUUCAAAGAUGUUCCCUUUCUGAUAAAUAUUUUUCUAGCAUUUUACUGUUGGGGGGGUAUGGGUUAUUGGAAAAAAAAUAUAUGUACCAAAGAAUAAUAUUUGUGUCAAAAUCAUUUGUCUACUUACAAUUUGAUGUGAAUGAUAGUAUAUUUUUUUCUUCAUAAUU
Cucumis melo (muskmelon) is the source of this 1789-nucleotide messenger RNA. Its product is annotated as protein ELC-like. Gene Ontology annotation, molecular function: ubiquitin binding. Bases 201 to 1469 code for a protein of 422 amino acids. Gene Ontology annotation, biological process: protein modification process; endosome to lysosome transport; protein transport. Gene Ontology annotation, cellular component: ESCRT I complex. The transcript has a single exon. Lineage: Eukaryota; Viridiplantae; Streptophyta; Magnoliopsida; Cucurbitales; Cucurbitaceae. The record is from RefSeq and is a predicted model, not a curated record.